Molecule: messenger RNA, 767 nt
Organism: Magnolia sinica
Lineage: Eukaryota; Viridiplantae; Streptophyta; Magnoliopsida; Magnoliales; Magnoliaceae
Product: 26S proteasome non-ATPase regulatory subunit 4 homolog
Exons: 4
Coding region: 261-767 (168 amino acids)
Source: RefSeq, a predicted model, not a curated record
UCGGUGUCCUAGCUCGUGCUCAUAUCCCGAUCAUAUACGAGGACUUUCGCCAGGUGCCUUAUGCACACAUUCAAAAGGUCAUAGAAACAUUGUCACUGUUUUAUGAGUUUGAGGGUCAAAGUUGGGAUGCAGGUGUUUGGUACAUAACACAACGCAUCAAUGAAACAUGGAGAAAUUAUAAGAAAAGGUUGACUAAACAAUAUAUAAAAAACAAUGAUCCUAUAGUUGUUAGAGAUAGUCCUGCCCCCCCAGGUGUCCCUAUGGAGGAUUGGAGGAUCUUUGUGGAUCAACACAACACCGAGCAAUUCAAGAGAGUAAGUGCAAGGAAUAAAGUCAAUCGGGCAAAGCUAAAAGGACCUGCGUGUCUUGGGAGGCGCAGCAUGGCUGUUACUCGCCAUCAGAUGGCGAUGGAGAGGAAUCUUACCUCUGAUGCCGAGAUAGGUAGAGGUGAUGUCUACUUAAGAGCCCAUACGAGCAAGGACAAAGUCGUCCAGUAUCCUGACCUUGUUCAAAAACUAGAUGAGCUUUAUAGUAGCAAUCCUGCUUCUAAGAUGACCGGCGUUGACGAUGCCCUUACACAGAUAUGUCAGAGCCAGAAUGACAUGAGCAAGGUGCUUGGAGACCAAUCUUUCUUGUCAUCUAUUCUUGCUUCGCUUCCUGGAGUUAACCCUAAUGAUCCUUCAGUUAAGGAUUUGUUGGCAUCUCUCCAAGGUCAAACAGAGCAAAAGAAAGAUGAAGAUAAGCCACCAAACGAGGAUGAAAAGUGA